Aspergillus udagawae is the source of this 876-nucleotide messenger RNA. RefSeq names its product putative glycosyl transferase family 8 family. Gene Ontology annotation, molecular function: glycosyltransferase activity. Lineage: Eukaryota; Fungi; Ascomycota; Eurotiomycetes; Eurotiales; Aspergillaceae. Gene Ontology annotation, biological process: protein N-linked glycosylation. The coding region runs from base 1 to 876 and encodes 291 amino acids. The transcript is spliced from 2 exons. The record is from RefSeq and is a predicted model, not a curated record.
AUGGCUGCUUCAUUCGGCUGGGGCCCCUCGCUGCGAGCCACCAAAGCUCUCUUUAUCUCGGUUUUCGCAAUCCUUUCGCUAUGGACAAUCUGGACACUUCGUCCGCACACAAAAAGCAGUUCUGAUAUACCCGUUCUGAUUCUGGUCACCGAAGAUGUUCCUCAAGAGCAACGUGAUAUACUUAGCCGUGAUGGUGCUAUUAUCGUGCCUGUGGAAGGGUUCUCUCGCGAAUGGAUCCACCCAAAGUGGGAGCGAUGGAACGGCGUAUUCGCCAAGCUGAACUUGUGGAAGCUCACUGAAUAUGAGAAGAUUUCGUUUCUGGACGCGGACUCAGUCAUCUUUGAACCAAUCGAUGGAAUAUUUACCGAGCGAGCCACAAUGACACAGAUCACCAGGCCCUCAUCAUCGGCUAUCAAUAUGCCAGGCCCAAUCCCCGACAGCUACAUGAUCGCUGGGAUGCACGAUCGCUGGGUGGAGGCCGAGCUACCACCCGUGCCUGGGAGGGACUUUUAUGCUAAGGACAAUUAUAUGAACGCCGGCUUCUUCGUCCUUGCACCAUCAGAGGCAAUGUUCAAGUACUAUUUGUUCCUGCUCGACCAGCCCGGUUUAUUCGACCCAGCCUACCCCGAACAGAAUCUUCUGAAUAAUGCACACCGAGUGGAUGGACGGAUGCCUUGGCAGGACGUUGGUCCCAUCUGGAGUCAGAAAGGCAGUAGUUUUGAGCAUUACGAUCCAAGUCUGAAAUCACUCCAUCAGAAAUGGUGGAAGACAAGCUUCGACCAAACGUUUGACGAGCGAAUUGCCAACGCCAUGGCUGAACUGAAGGAUUAUCUAGAAAAACACCAUGAAGGCACAAUGCAGCCUCGCUCGCCUUGA